Messenger RNA from Aspergillus glaucus CBS 516.65, 2252 nucleotides. RefSeq names its product U4/U6-U5 snRNP complex subunit SNU66. NCBI's taxonomy places the organism in Eukaryota, Fungi, Ascomycota, Eurotiomycetes, Eurotiales, Aspergillaceae. The record is from RefSeq and is a predicted model, not a curated record. Gene Ontology annotation, cellular component: U4/U6 x U5 tri-snRNP complex. The coding region runs from base 54 to 2138 and encodes 694 amino acids. Gene Ontology annotation, biological process: maturation of 5S rRNA; mRNA cis splicing, via spliceosome. The transcript has a single exon.
CCAACCUCCAUUUCUUCUGAGCGCUUGACCAGUCUCAUUUCCGGCUCUUCAAAAUGUCGGACGCGCUCUCCGUUGAACAGAACAACAAAAUCCGAGCCGCGCUCGGCCUCAAACCCCUCCCCGUCCCCGGUGCCGACGCCACCGCCGGUCCCAGUUUCAAAGAGCACGAUGAUUCCGAUUCGGACGUAUCUUCAGACGAAGAAGACCCAGCAAGCACAUUAGAAUCCCGUCAAGCGCAAGCCGGCGAGAACUGGAAAAAACUCCAAGACGAAGCCGAGGCGAAGCAGAAACGGGAGGAAAGGAACGCAGCGAUCAGAAGGGCGCGCGAGCAGGCACAGAAAAAUGCCAAGCUCGAGGGUUCGACGCUAGGUGAAACGGGCGGUGCAGAGGACACAAAGACAUGGUUGCAGCAGGCGAAGAAGCGGCAGAAGAAGAUUGAGAAGGAGCGGGCACGUAAACUCGAGGAAGAACUCGAGGAACGAGAGCGGGCUGCGGCGACGGAAUACACUUCGGCGGAUCUGGCUGGUCUGAAGGUCGGACAUGAAGCUGGUGAAUUCGGUGGUGAGGAGGAGCAUAUUCUUACCCUUAAGGAUGCCGCGGUCGACCAGGAAGACGAGGGAGAUGAAUUGGAGGAUCUCGCUUUGAGGGACAGUGAAAAGACGGCUGAGAAAUUGGAGUUGAAGAAGCGCAAACCUGUUUACGAUCCGACCGCGGAAAACGCCGGAAUUCUAGCACAAUACGAUGAGGAGAUUGAGGGUAAGAAGCGGAAACGUUUCACCCUUGAUGCCGCCGGUUCGACUGCCGAAGAACGCGAUGCCCAGCGACAGGAAGUCUCCGAGAAGUUGAAGACGAAUGCCAUCAGCCUUGAUCUAGAUCUGGAGCCCCAGGCUCCUGUAUCGGAUUACAUGGACAUCAGCGAGGUCAAGAUCAAGAAGCCAAAAAAGAAGAAGACGAAGACUACCAAGCAGCGCGCUGUGUUAGAUGACGAGGAUAUCUUCCCGGCCGCCGAGUCGGGCAACGCCCCGGAUGGGACAUCGAUGGAAGUUGACAACAACAACAACAACAACAACAACAACAACAACAACAACAAUGGAACACCGGCGCCAGCCCCUGCUCCGCGAAAGCGGAUAAGCGAAGAUGUUUCGUUCGCUGAUGAUGACGAUCUACAAGCAUCCCUUACACGGCAGAGACGUGCUGCUUUCAAGAAGCGUCAGAGGGUCAAGCCAGAAGACCUUGCGCGACAGCUCCGGGAAGAAGAAUCACAGACACCGAUGGAAGUGGAAAACGCAGAGAACGAAGAGGAACCCGGUCUUGUCAUCGACGAGACUUCUGAAUUUGUCUCCAACCUACAGCGACCUACGCUUCCUGAUCGUCGCGAAAGCCAUAAGACUGCUACACCUGCACCAGAAGAAGCGCCAUCAUCACCCGCGGAAGAGCCUCAUGUCGAGCCAGAAGGCGAUGUAGACAUGGGCCUGACUUACAGUGGCAUCGAGGACGAGGAGGAACUCAAGGAGCGCUUCAAGCAGGACGAGGCCCAGACACAGCAGGAGAUCAGUGGCACUGGUUUGGAAGAGGAAACUACAUUAGACCAAGGAUUGGGAGCUACAUUGUCUAUGCUUAAGCAACGUGGUCUCGUGAAACAGACCGACAGUGCUUCGAACAAUGCACUCUUCCGGGAGCGCCAGCGCUUCUUGCAUGAAAAGCAACACCUCGAAACCGAAGCUGAAAAGCGUGCUCGCCAGCAAAGAGAGCGCGAUCGUACCUCAGGCAAGCUCGACCGCAUGUCUGCUCGCGAGCGGGAAGAACAUGCCCGCUGGGAGAACAAGCAGCGUGACCAGCAUGACGCACGCCACAUGGCCGAUGUGUUCAACCGCGAAUACAAGCCGGACGUACAGCUCAAGUACGUGGACGAAUAUGGUCGUCUCAUGAAUCAGAAGGAAGCCUUCAAGCACCUGAGUCACCAAUUCCACGGCAAGGGCAGUGGCAAGAUGAAGACAGAGAAGCGGUUGAAGAAGAUUGACGAAGAGAAGCAGCGCGAGGCAAUGAGUACAUUGGACAGCAGUCAGCAUACGGGUAUGAACAAUGCGAUGGGGGCGACUGCACGGAAGAACCGACAAGCAGGUGUGCGAUUGGGUUGAUAUCUUCUUUCUUACUAGUAUUUCUUGUCUAUAUACCAGAGGUAGAGGCUAUUGCAUAGGUAAUGGAUGAUGAAUUUUCCGGGGCGUUAAAAGAUACUCCGGACUGACAACGGC